AUGGCAGCAGCUAAUCUACCGCUCUCACGCAGCAUGCGUGUCCCGCUUGCCAACCGUCAAAACGCCAAUGAGUCCAAUCGAUUCCCAGAUGAAUGGGGCCCCUCUUCCGUACCUCCCACUAUCCAAUCCAACAUCCCGUGGGACGAGCAAGUUGUUCCCGCCUUGCGUAAGAAGCUUGAAGCCGAAUCCAAAGAUCUUGGCAAGCGCAUCAGCCGUAUCGAGGAGAGCAACAAUGGCUGGGCACGCUCUCGCGAGUCUAUCGAUCUACGCGAUCCUCGCGCCACCACCCAUGUACGUGAUGUAACGGACCGCAGAAUGUCCCGUGAAGUCGUCCAGCAUCAUCGUGAGUCAUCCAUAGAACAGUAUCACAACCGAUUUGCAUCAAUUCGAACUCCUUCCAGGCAACGCUCGGGAGACGCCGUCGACACCGGCUUUCCUUUGGACUUGGCUGCAUCGCACGAUAGCAAUGCCGAAACGGGGUCCUUGUUGUCACACGAUGCAACGGAAAGGGCGAGACAAAAGGCGAGACAAAUCGCUGCGUCACGACAAAUCAAGGUCAACCAGCAACAAAAUGGUGGACCGAGAAACUCGAACGCUGCUUCCACCAACGCAUACGGUUACGCACCAGGCCAGACUCUGGGAAGCAGCGUUGAUGCUAUUCCGGAGGGCAAGGCUGUUGCAAACAAUGUAGGGCAAAGUUUCUCGGCGUUUGAAAGGAAGAGAAUGCGCACACAGUCGACUCCCAUGCGGCCUAGUAUAGACGAGAUUGAUUCAGAUCAGGCUACGGCCUCUAGACGUACUCAAAAUUUUUCCUCUCCUGAUGCACAAGAGGCCAACCCGUCAAUCAAACACGGUACGAAACAGCCGAAUGGACAUCAGCGAACUACUUCGUUGUCGCGACGCAAAGCAGCUAUCGAUCCGAAACUCAUGGAAGAGUUUGGUCCCCUGGGUGCCACGCCCUCACCCACAGCGACCCUUCUCCGUGCACAUCAAGAACUCGAUUUUGCAUCGCCUGCGACGCCAUCUCCCUCCAACCAUCGCACUCGAAACGUUCAGCCGGACGCUUUCCGUUCACUUUGCAGACCAGAUCAGCUUCGCUAUCGCGAAUCCUCGGCUCCGCCUGCCUUCGGCCAAGACGAUGACGGCUCAGUGAAUGAAUUUGGUGCCUCUCCCGCCAGUAAAAGCGUCAACAGCUGGGAAGACCAAAUCAUCCCGACAGUGGCGAGGAAGCUGCAGCAAGAACAAUUCCUCCGAGCCGGAAAAGAGGGAAGGCUUAGUCGAUACGAGGGCUUGAUUGAUACGUGGGACAAGAACGGGCUACCGCUCAGCAGAAGUGAUGUCAUUGCAAUGCAGAAAGCACAAAGGUUGGAGCAGGAGCAAGAGCUCGAGGGAAGGAAGCAGCAGCAACAACAACAACAACAACAACAACAGCAACAACAGGAAGGCGAGACUGACUAUGAUGAGCAGAUGCUGACACCAGGACCAGCACCUGCUUUGCAUCACAGGAGCAGCAAUCUCAGUCCUGUCGAGGCGGGUUUCAGCGAAAGAUCCGGCUCGAGAGCUAGCAGUCGACGCAGUCGACGCAGUCAGCGCUCUGCGCUCUCACACCAGCAAGAGCAAGCAGAGCAGCCGCACCAUCAGGACAAACAGCAGCCGCAAGUGCAGAACAUCCCGAUGCAGACAUUUGAACCGCACACUGUGCUGCAGCCUCCACCGCAAACUUAUCCAACGUCGGCAUCGACGAUGAAAGCAUCACCUCCUCAAACCAACGAUGUUGUAUAUGGCGACAAAGUGGAAAAGGGCGGCUGCUGUUGCGUGGUCAUGUAG
Molecule: messenger RNA, 1827 nt
Organism: Mycosarcoma maydis (corn smut)
Lineage: Eukaryota; Fungi; Basidiomycota; Ustilaginomycetes; Ustilaginales
Exons: 1
Coding region: 1-1827 (608 amino acids)
Source: RefSeq, a predicted model, not a curated record